Molecule: messenger RNA, 1449 nt
Organism: Dioszegia hungarica
Lineage: Eukaryota; Fungi; Basidiomycota; Tremellomycetes; Tremellales; Bulleribasidiaceae
Product: S-adenosyl-L-methionine-dependent methyltransferase
Exons: 10
Coding region: 1-1449 (482 amino acids)
Biological process (GO): methylation
Cellular component (GO): cytoplasm
Molecular function (GO): nucleic acid binding
Source: RefSeq, a predicted model, not a curated record
AUGUUGACGUCGUCGUUCGUCUGUCCAGCUACUGUAUCACGCCCCUCUAAAGUCAGCAAGAUGCCGCUCUACGUCCUCCGAGUGUGUAUGGAGCACGCUACGUUCCGGAUCCCAUCGCUACUCUCGGUCGCGCAGCUGUACGGCUUCUCUAUCAAGUUCAUCUCGGAGGAUGCCGACAGGGGUAUCGUUGUGAUAGAGCUGGACGACGAUGAGGACGUUGACAAGCUCUUGGAAAGAGGUACACUGAUCUUACCAGCAGGAGAGAAGCUGCCACCUGAUCCGUAUGCGAAACCCUCCUCUGACUUACGGCUGACCAUGCUCAGUACCGCCAGCCGCCUUCUCGCACAGGCCGACUCGUAUGACCAGCUCCAUGCUUACUUGCACGAACAUCCGGAAGGGCUCAGGCCAUAUCUCGACAAGAACUUCAAGUUCUUCGUUGAGGGUAUCAACCACAGGAUACCCUCAAGCCGCCAGCGAAAGUCGAUAGAUGCUUUUGAACAGCAUGGGUACACCGGUAAGGCUGCGAUGAAGGAUCCCGAAGUCGAGUUCAUCAUCUACGAGGAGUAUGACCUGAACGAAGCGCACUCCCAUGAGAAGAGCCACCGGCUGGAACGAGAUGGCCAGUUCCGACAGGUGUACUUCUGUGUAAAAAUGGGCGAAUCGCGGGCUCGACCACUCAUCCAGGCUCACUCGGUCAAGACCAGGUCAUACUACGGCAACACGUCCAUGGAAGCAGAGAUGGGUUUCUUGAUGGCUGGACAGGCCUUGCCUGCACCAGGAAAAAUCGUCUAUGACCCCUUCGCCGGGACCGGAUCCAUGCUCUACUCGUGCGCUCACUGGGGAGCCACAGUCUUGGGUUCAGAUAUCGACGGCAGGCAAAUGAGAGGGAAGGGGCAGGGCAAAGGCUAUGUCCCAGGCGUAUAUCGCGCAGCCGAUCAAUACGGAGUGCGAGACAGAGUCCUUGACUGUAUGACUUUUGACAUCACAAGAGGUCCAUGGAGGAGGGGAGGAUGGCUCGAUGCGGUCGUUACAGAUCCGCCUUACUAUCGACCCCCUUCUCGCCCAUAUGAACUGGUCAACCUCACUCGCGAUCUCGUUCUUUUCGCUCGGUGGAUUCUUGUGCCAGGCGGACGGCUGGUCUUCUUCCUGCCGACGGUCUCGGAGGACUAUGAUGCGGUAGAUGUGCCGGUUGUGGAGGGUAUGCGGGAGCUCAAGUGGGGCGAGGGCAGUGUGCAGGACUUUGGAAAGUGGGGAAGAAGACUCAUCACGAUGGAGAAGACAGCGGAUGACGACGGGGCGAGACCAUCCUUCGAUGAUAGCGAGGCGGUCGAGGUGGACAGCGGAGCCAAGAUACCAGGGCAUUUCCAAUUCCGGGAAAGGUAUCACGAGAAAUUCACGCCUCGGCUGCAACCGUCCUCGAGUGCCGCUUCACCCGGACCAGAAACGUAA